Molecule: messenger RNA, 3321 nt
Organism: Sesamum indicum (sesame)
Lineage: Eukaryota; Viridiplantae; Streptophyta; Magnoliopsida; Lamiales; Pedaliaceae
Biological process (GO): activation of GTPase activity
Molecular function (GO): GTPase activator activity
Source: RefSeq, a predicted model, not a curated record
UUCUUAUUUCCUCUCUCUCUCUCUACUCUUUCUCUUUCUAUAUGUAUAUGUGUGUAUGUAUAUAUGAAGUGGAAAGAGGAAAAGAAAUAUUCCAAGAAAUGUGAAGAAAUUCAUUGGUUGGUCAGAUAAUGUUAUUAGAAGCAAAAGCACAUUUUAACUUCUCCUUGAAACUCCUCUCCUGAGUGAUUUUGGUGGCCGCCUGCUUCAUCUUCUCUCUCUAGAUUUCUGCAUUUCUGCUUGUACAAACCCCCUUUUUUUUUUUUCCUGUUUUCUGCGGCUGAAAUCUUUGCCUACUUUCUUGCGUGGUAGUUCUUUAGUCUCUUCGAGUCUUGAUCUUUUUCUCUUAUUUGCACAUAUGCUCUAAUUCUUGAGCUGAAAGUAUUUCGUUUGUUUCUGAGCUUAAUUCGGAAGGGGGUUGCAGAAAACCGGUUGUUUGACGGAAAAAAGACGAUCUUGACGGGGUUUGGGCUACUGGGUCUUCGCAGAUUCUAGUAGUUCUGUGAGAAUUCUCAGGAAAGCUUGAAUUUUGCUGGGUUUUUGCGGUGAAGAGUCUCUGGAAAGUUCAACCUUCGGUUAUUCGUAGACGGUCUUGAUGGCUUUGUCGGCGUGAGAGUUUUGAAGUUUUCAGCUGAUUUGGAGGAAAAAAGAGAAAGAAAAACAGGAAAUAGGAGAUAGUGUUAUCACAUGUCACCGGUUCCAAUUGAUACCGUAACUCUUGAAACGGCGUCGCUUUCUGAAGGUUCGCGUCGCUUUGCUGAUCUUAGAGGGGUCCAAUGGCGCAUAGAUUUGGGGAUUUUACCUUCUUCCCCCUCUGCAUCCAUCGAUGAUCUUCGCCGGGUUAACGCCAACACUCGGAGAAGGUACGCUACCUUAAGAAGACGGCUUCUAGUUGAUCCACAUGUGCCAAAAGAUGGUGGUAGUUCUCCUGAUCUUGUCAUGGAUAAUCCACUUUCCCAAAACCCAGACAGUAUGUGGGGUCGAUUCUUCAGAAAUGCUGAGCUGGAGCGAAUGGUUGAUCAAGAUUUGACACGCCUAUACCCUGAAAGAGGCAGCUAUUUCCAGACAAGUGGAUGCCAAAGCAUGUUAAGACGAAUUUUAUUGCUUUGGUGCCUUAAAAACCCAGAGUAUGGCUAUAGACAAGGUAUGCAUGAACUUUUGGCUCCUCUUUUGUAUGUUCUUCAAGUUGAUGUGGAACUUCUCUCUGAAGUCAGAAAAAAGUAUGAUGACCACUUUGCAGACAAAUUUGACGGGUUCUCAUUUCAUGAAAAUGACUUGACAUACAAGUUUGAUUUCAAGAAAUUCUCGGAAUCUGCAGAAGAUGGUAAUGGAAUUGGAAACAGUUCUGGAAAAGCUAGUAGUCUUAGUGAACUUGAUCCAAAAAUACAAACCAUCGUUUUACUGAGUGACGCCUACGGAGCAGAGGGCGAGCUUGGUAUUGUCUUAUCAGAAAAAUUUAUGGAACAUGAUGCCUAUUCUAUGUUUGAUUCUUUGAUGAGUGGGGCUGGUGGUGCCGUUGCCAUGGCAGAAUUUUUCUCUCCUUCUCCUUUCAGGAAUUCAUAUAGUGGAUCUCCUCCUGUAAUUGAAGCUUCUGCUGCCCUGUACCACUUGCUUUCCAUUGUUGAUUCAUCUCUUCACAGUCACCUUGUUGAAUUAGGAGUUGAACCACAAUACUUUGCACUCCGUUGGCUACGUGUAUUAUUUGGACGGGAAUUCUGUUUGGAAGAUCUUUUGGUGAUCUGGGAUGAAAUUUUUGCACGUGAAAAUUCAACAUCGAACAAAGCCGUUGAUGGUGAUGCUGAUUCCAACUUUGGAGUUCUUGAGUCACCAAGGGGGGCGUUCAUUUGCGCAUUUGCAGUUUCCAUGAUACUUAAUUUGAGGUCUUCAUUGCUUGCCACAGAGAAUGCCACCACCUGCCUCCAGAGAUUGUUGAAUUUUCCCAGUGAUGUAAAACUUACAAAGCUGUUAGCGAAGGCGAAAUCCUUGCAUGCCUUAGCGCUAGAUGCAAACAACUCAAUAUCUAUACAUAUUCAACCAGGGUCGUGUGAUGCAAGAAAAUCAGCUGUUACAAGGGGUCAUAGCCUUUCUCUGGAUUCAACUUCUCCGAGGACUCCUCUAAAUAUGGUAUCUGAUAGCUACUGGGAAGAGAAGUGGAGAGUUUUGCACAAGGAAGAAGAAAACAAGAAAGGUGCUGCGGAAGAACAAAUUCCAAACCGUAGGAAUGGUUGGUCAGAGAGAGUAAGACUGCGCCUGUCUAGAACGGCAUCUGAUCCUUCCCCAUCCAAGAAAAACGAUAGGACCAAAAUUCCAAAGCCAUCUGUCAGGAGAAGUUUGUUGGCAGAUCUGGCACGACAGCUUGCCUCAGAUGAUGAAAAAGAAAAUAAUGGGUCCGAUGAAGAUUUUGGCCACCACGAUCCGUUGGAGGCUAAUGGACAAGAUGUUGCUGACAAGAACUAUGAGAAUGAAACGAGUGAUAAGAACUAUGAGAAUGAAACGAGUGGCGCUGUCAGUGAAGAAAAUUUUUCCAAUUUCUCAGAUCCAACUGGUCCGACUCAUGGACAUAGUGAUAAUGAGAAUGAAUCAGGAAGAAGCAGCGUUGCGUCGAACUCAUCAAUUGAUGAAAAUGAUGCCGAGUCAUGUGGGACUAACACGGAAUGCUCGUCUCUUCCUGUCUCCAGUCCCCCUGAUGAUCCCUCAUCAAAAUGUACAGAGAAUGAUGAUUCCGUAGGAAAAUUAGCAACGUGGCCAAAGGAGAGGAAACUUCUAUCUGCUAAAUUUCAAUGGUUAUGGAAGUUCGGAAGAAAUGCUGGUGAGGGAACAUCUGAGAGAACAACUGCUCCUCAAGAUGCAAAAGCUUGCAAUGGGGGAAGUCAUCAGAACAAUGUGGCCAGCAUUUCCUCUGCUGACGGGUGCGACCGCUCAUCUGGAACCAGCAAGGGAGAGACGGUUGACCAAAAUCUGAUGGUUAGCUUGAAGAAUCUUGGUCAAUCCAUGCUUGAGAACAUUCAGGUGAUAGAGUCUGUGUUCCAGCAGGACCGAGGUCAUAUGGGAUCCUUGGAGAACUUCUCGAAGAAUGGUCUUGUUGGCAAAGGACAGGUUACAGCCCUGGCCGCUCUCAAAGAGCUUAGAAAGAUCAGCAAUCUCUUGUCUGAGAUGUGAUGUAUUUAUGUGUAGAUUCUUUUAAUUUAUUUCUCUCUUGAGUAAGUGAAUAAACGGUCAUCCCUCCGGCUUUUUCUUGUAUCAGGUCAAAUUUUGUUAUUACCAAAAAUGUCAUUGUAAAUACAGAUUUUCCAUCAAAUAAGAUGAGACUGUUCGCUAUGUUAA